UCUUGGCAAUCUAGUCUCGGCCUAUCCGGAGUCGACCUCAUCGCCAUGGUGGUUAGCGAUUCGGGGCUGGCGAACUGUCAACCACAGUGGUGGAACGGAUCUCCAACUGGCUGCAUGCUGAUCGGCCUUCAGCCGCGAGGAGGGUGGCAGGCACGUACCCUACUGGCGUUCUUCACUCCCGACUGUGAUAUCGUCCAGCGCGCUGUGCAAUGGGGCAACGACAAGUGGGCCAAGUGCUUCGGCGUCGAUUGUGCCUCGCCGCUUCUGUACGCCUACUUUGCCUGCACCAUCCGAAACCGGCUCGAGGUGCUCGCCACGGACCGUCUGCGCUCCCCCAUGGAAGGUGUGCCACCGGGCGGACCUUGGAACACCCUAGGUGAUUCCUUUACCGUUCAACGACCAACCAAACUCGUCGACGGCAGCCGAGGCGGACACGCCUUCAUGGCUGAAAUCUUGGCGCCAGACGGAGAUACACAUUACAGCAUUGCUGAAGGCGCGCGGUUGCAAAUGCUGAGUGUUCUGAUGGUGGGUGCGGGCCUGGCGGUCGACGACUCGCUCGAAAACUAUAUCGACGUUGUACUGCCUGCCGACUUUGAUUUAUCCGGCGGGCUCGGGAGUGUCUUUGUCCGCCUUGCAUAUGGUCUAGUUGUCGCCAGCAUCCUGGUUGUCGGCCUUACGGUUGCCGCCUGGUGGUCACUCAUGAAUACAAACCUGUUUGGCGAGGCGGCGCGACCGUUCAUGGUCAAGAUAGUCUCGCUCCUAAGUUGGGCUGUUGGCGCUACGGGGCUGCUAAUGAUGGGCGGUAAUCCGCGGGUUAAGCUGGUUGUGAAGAAAAUCCCCGAGCAUAUAAAGUCACGUCUCGCUUCGCUCAAAGAUGAGGCAUACGGCACAGACCCAAAGGUCAAAAUCCAGUUCGGCUCCCUUCACGGCUCAGUCUUUGUUCCGGACCGGGGCUCUUGCAAACUGCGCUUGUCUGUCGUAGAGCGACUCUGCGCCCUCGAUAUCCAGACCGUUCGGACAAAAGGGUGGUAUAUCGGGAUGGCAUGGUUCGGCCUGUUACUGCUCGGGGGCGUAGCUCUCCAGAUCGGAGCCACACUUGCUCCAAGGUGGGAGGCUGAUCUUAUGGGCUUGGUGUUUCUCCUCGCUACUGCUUUGGCAAGAGGAGCUGGCGUCGCCGGAGAUGAAGACUGGAUGAUACCCAAGUGGAAGCGGCGGCGGAACGCGUCGAAUGGCGCCGUGCUUCUGGGCCAAUUCCAAUCCAGAGCGGGC
Molecule: messenger RNA, 1269 nt
Organism: Canariomyces notabilis
Lineage: Eukaryota; Fungi; Ascomycota; Sordariomycetes; Sordariales; Chaetomiaceae
Exons: 3
Source: RefSeq, a predicted model, not a curated record